Messenger RNA from Aaosphaeria arxii CBS 175.79, 1170 nucleotides. RefSeq lists its product as uncharacterized. Lineage: Eukaryota; Fungi; Ascomycota; Dothideomycetes; Pleosporales. Gene Ontology annotation, molecular function: metallopeptidase activity. The record is from RefSeq and is a predicted model, not a curated record. The coding region runs from base 1 to 1170 and encodes 389 amino acids. The transcript is spliced from 6 exons.
AUGUUUAGCACUUGGAUCUUUUCCGCUUUGUUUGUAUCACUGUUCGCAGUGGCAAGUCCAAUUGGCCAAUCACAACGUUCUCAAGCCAAUGUCAGAGUGGGAUAUCAUCUUGAUGAGCUUGAGUAUGCAUUCAGAGGAAUCUAUUGGCGAGAAGCUUUCAGGCCCGAUAUUUGCGACGAUAGACAACCACUUAUGAUCAUAAACGCCUUCUACGGCGCCCAAAAAAUGAUGGAAAAUGCAGUCAACCCGAGCACCGUACUAACUCGUAGCUACGCCUGGUCCCGUUAUUUCGGGUUUCGGAAUUACUGGCUACAAUCUGACCAAUACACUCAAAACCAAUUUGAAGUACUUCAAAGCCCGGGCUCACGACUCAACCUUGGCAGAGCGAGUUCAAAUAUAGACCACAAGUACACAAUUAUAUUCUGUCCUUACUUUUUCGAUGGUCCCCUGAGAUACUUGGAAGAUCGGUCACAAAAGCAAAAGCCCUCUUCUGAAAUUGCUUUCUUGGAUACUUACGAGAGAGCCGUUGCCCAUGAACUCAUGCAUGUCGAUGACUUUGGGUAUGAGGAACAUAUUGGGGACCAGGUAGAAACUUUCAACGGCGAUGGGCAGUGGCGUCACAUCUACGGUGAAAGUAAUUGUCGCGAGUAUGCCCAUAUGAAAUCACCAAAAGCUAAUUUAGGUGUCGUUUUAAACGCCUGCGAAGCGGACAACUAUUCCUGGUUCUUCCUGUAUUACUAUUACGAAAUUUUAUGGCAUUGGAGAAGCCUAAGCCAAAGCAAUAUGUUGGAACCAGGGAUACUCAACAGGACUGGAGAUAACGAGAAAGAGAAUCUUGCGGCGACGAACCUUCCCAAAAAUGCAGGACAUAAUGAAGAGCUUUCGGAAAAGUGUCAUCGUAUGGAUAAAGAGGAUGAAUUUGGAAAUUCAACUUUUGCGUGUGAAUACACAAGUCUUAACUUUACUGAACGGGUUUUCACCGCCGAUACUCCGUUACUUUCAGAAGGUGGCUGUGACUUAUCACAUGAGUGUCAUACAUCUUUAGACCAACUCGUCCAUCCUAAUUGCACUUGCAAAUGUAACCGUGGCCGGCCAACCUCGCUCAGUGACGAAAGGUGCAAAGGAUAUGCUGGAGAUCUUCCUGUAUGGUCUGAGGCGGCUGAUAGCUGA